AUCCGCCAGAUUUCUGAGGAUAUAGUCGAAAAACUUCCAGAUGAGUUCCCAAUGACAGAACUGUAUGGCAAGGUAUCGGAAGAGGCUGGUGUGGUACCUUUCACUGCUGUCGCUUUACAAGAAUGUGAGAGAAUGAAUGCCUUGUUACAAGAAAUUAGAAUCUCCCUCAGAGAUAUUGAGCGGGGAUUAAAAGGAGAAAUGCCAUGGAGUGAAGAGAUGGAAGACCUUGGUGACGCUUUAGCCGCUGAUGUAGUACCUCGAUCAUGGGCUAUGAAGGCAUAUCCAUCCUUGCUACCUCUCGGUUCAUGGUUUUCGGAUCUCUUACAAAGACGAAGAGCUAUAGACCGAUGGGUGGUUACAGAUUUCGUUUUACCUCCUACCACGUGGCUUGGUGGUUUGUUCAGCCCCCAGUCCUUUCUCACUGCUGUUAUCCAGACAUCGGGUAGGAAGCAUGACCUUCCGCUAGACAAGUUGUCCAUCCAUUGCGAAGUAACCAAGAAGAGUCCAGAUGAGUUCCUGACCACACCCAGAGAAGGAGCUAACAUUUGUGGGCUCUACAUGGAGGGCGGACGAUGGGACUUUGCCAGCGGCUGCAUUGUGGAUCCUAUUCUAAAAGACUUGCAUCCACCAAUGCCGGUCAUUUGCCUGAAGUCUGUGCUGUCGGACAAAGUAGAUGUUCGAAAUGCCUAUAAUUGCCCCGUAUAUAGGACACGGCAGAGAGGUUCGACCUUUGUUUGGGAAUUCCCACUAAAAACCAACGAUCCACCAGACAAGUGGGUUAUUGCUGGAACAGCUCUGUUGCUACAGAUUUAAGAGCAAUAACAUAGAAAGAAAAAACGAAUACUUUAACAAAACUCUCGAAUUAUUCGUUCAGUAAAAAAUCCCAUUAUAGACUUUAAAAUAUAAUUCUCUGCUCUUGAUACAAUAAUGGAAAUGAAAUUAAGAUUAUUUUAAUCUCACCUCAAAUUACAUACCAUGAUUUUUUUUUUUUUUAAUUACGACAAAAUAAGAUUAUUGGUAAACAUACAGCUAAUUUAACUUUGACAUUUGCCCGAAAAAAUAUUAUAUUAUUAACUUGAAAUAUUUAUAUACCUUUUUGGCGAAAUUAAGAUCGCCUGAUAUAUUUUUGAGGAAGGCAAGAACUCAUUGAAAGAUUUAAAACAUAUAUAUGACAGAAAUAAAGCAAUAUAUGUUGGAAAAAUUGGAAGGUGAUAUAAAGAUAAACGUAAAAAUAUAAUGAAAUAUAGAAAAUAAAUACAGAAAAUAAACAUACUGAAAACGUUGCAUAAAUGCGCAAUGUAUAGAACGGUAAUACAUAGAAGUAUGGAAAUAUGAGUAUUGUUAAAGGACAAAAGGAAAUACGAUUAAAUAUAUAAUUUAGUUUCAGAACAAAUACCGGAAACAAUAUGAACUAGAGAAAUAUGAGAAGUGAAAUUUUAAUAGAAAGUUGAUAUAUAAAAUAGUAACAUAGAAAAUAGGUGAUUAGAGGACGAUAUAGAGUAUAGAGCUAUGUAUAACAGUAGAGAGCAAAAGAAACAAACGCAUGUAAUUUAAAAAUUAGCAGUAUGAUGUUGAUGAUAUGUGUACGGAAGAUGAUACAAACAAAAGAAAUAUAAUUAAAGUGGAGAACAGAGAAUAUAUUAAAAUAUUAAAGAAAUUAGAUGUGUAGAAUAGAAGAUACGUAUACGGAAGAUGAUAUGAAAUACGGAGAAUAUCAGAGAAUAAAAGCAUAAUAUAAAUAAUAAAGAAAAUAGAUUCAGGGAAUGGAAGAUGCGUAUGCGGAAGAUCACACAGAACAGAGAAAUAAAAGAAAAUUAUGGAACGAAGAACACACUGAAGUGUUAAAGAAAUUAGAUUUUUGUAUUAAAACAUAUGUUUAUGAAAGAUAAUAUGAUAUAUACGUUCCAAAUAUUUUAGAAAUUAGUUGUACAGCAUUAUAAUUAAUAUGUGUAUGGAAAUGACAUAGAAUAGAGAAGAUAAACGUGAUAGAAUAAAAAAUGCAAACCUAACUGUUAUAGACAUUAGACGUACGGAAUACAUAACAUAGAAAUCGAAAAUGAAUUAUAAAGGAAUGUUGAAUAAACAAAAUAUAUCUAGAGAAGUGAAAUGAUUACAGAACAGAUAGAAAAAUACCACGGAAAGAAGAAUAGCCAGAUUUAUUAUAGAACUUAAACGUGCGGGGAAAAAAAAACAUGCGCAUGGAAAUUUAUAUACCACAUAGAAGUAUGCAGUAUAUAUAGAAGAACAAGCAUAAAUAUCAUAGAAAUUAGAUGUAACUGUAAUUGUUAUAGUAAACAGAAUAAAUAAAAAUUCCAUAGAAUAUAUAAUGCAUGGACCAGAAAAUAUUAAUUAUCAGAGAAUUUUAUGAAUAUUAUGCAUCUGGAAAUUAUUUUAUGGAAUGCAAUGAAGAAAUAAAUAAGGAGAAAGAUUUAACAGCUACAUUAAAUGCCUGUCGAUUAAAACAUAUUUUUAUAAAGACUUGAUCGAUGUAUACAUAUCACUACAAUAAAAAAUGCCAAUAUUUUAAAAUAUUACAAAAAGUUCUGCAUAGGAAUUUUUAUUAUAAAGAAUUAAUUGUAAGAAAAGUGUUUGCAGAACCUAAUACUAUUUAUUAAUUAAAAACUUAAAUAAUGGACUCGUAAUAACAGUAAAUUACAAGAAACAGUUAUAAAGAUGCAAUAACUUUAUUUAUUUAUGCCUUUAAAAUCAUAGAUUCAUAACACAAAUAUGAAUUUUAUGUGAAAAGGUCAGGAUAUAAUUGUUAAACCAUAGGAUAUUUUCAUUUAAAGAAAUCGUAAUGCUAAUGCAACUUUCUUUGUUUUAAAAAUUUAUUAAACUAACUCUUUCCACUCAUAAUGACAGAAACUGAAUAUUCGUCAAUAAACUGAUUCAGAGUCAUCAAGCAGCGAUAUCAAGCAGUUUUAAUCUUAAGAAAACGAAUGCAUUGUAAGUGGAAAUGAGGCUUAAAAUUUUAGCUGGAAAAGAAAUGCAGAUAUUGAUUUCAAAUGUCUAGAAAGUUUUAUGUACAAUAUAGUUUCUUUCAACCAUUCACAUUAAUAUUUGAUCGAAAUAUGUAGUUUUAAAUUGCUCCAACAAACUUCAGAAUUUUGUUAAAUCAAAGUUACUGAACUAGUAGAUAUGUUUGUCAAUGAAGCGAUAUAAUAUACACAAUGUUUAUACAUUGCAGUGAAACAAUCUGCCUCUAAGUCUUCCUUCAAAAGAGAAAAGAUAUAUAUAUACAUAAUUGCAAUAUUUUUUUACUAAACUUUCAUCGAACUAACCAAAAUGAAAUAACUUUUUACUCUUGACAACUAUUUUUAAAAUUUUUCAGACAGCCACUUUUUAAAAUUUUUAAAUUGAAUCUUGUAUUAUCCUGACCUUCACCGGAACUAUUGCGCAUAAUAAUAUGUACCAUUUUUACUUACUGUUGUUAAAAAUUAAUGUCAAUGAAAAAUAAAAUUUUUUUAAUAUCUUCUGAAUACAAAUAAAAAAAGUAGAAAUUUGGUGUUGCAUUUGUGCGUUUAUUUCUAGUUUAAACUAUUUUAUUAAAUUUUUUACACUUUACAUAUCCUCACCAUAUUCAUUUACUUCGUUGAAUUCACUUCUCACUAGAUGGCACCACUACCAACCAGACUCCUCCCUUCGAUCAACAGCAAGCAUCGCAGUAAUUUCUCGAUAAAAUUUGCUGCAUGCAUUUGUUCAAAAAUGGAGAAAUAAAAGUAUCUCAGAUUCAUAAAGUUUACAUCACUUAGCUUUUGCGAAAGACUAAUUCACUGACACCUAAUUCAGUUAUGUGUAGGGAAGUUUGACUGCUUAAGAAAAUGAAUGAAAAAACGAAAUGUUUUUCAGCAUAAGCAAUCAAGGAUUCUGUCAUAUAUUAAGCCUUUUAUAUCCGCAUUAGCAAGAUACAACCUGGUCUCUCGAUACGAUGUCAGCUAGAAGAAAAACCACGUUUACUUAUUCCAAAAAUAUAAGUAACGAACUUUCUCUUAACUCUACCUCCAUCGCCCACAAAAGAAAUAACAUUGCUAAAAGCCCAACUAAGCCUUUCUGAUUGUGCUCAGGGUUUUUCUCAAUUUUGAAAGGUGAAUCCUGUUCAUCUGCACUGAUAAAAUUUUAGAAUAUGCCUCAAAGAGAUUUCUAUUUAAUUAUUUAUUUCUGAGGCUACACUGCAUUUGUCAUUCCUGUUCAUCUGUACUGAGUAUUUAAUCAUAUAAAUUUUUUUAAUCAAAUUUUAGAAUAUGCCUCAUAAAUACGAACCAGUUAUU
This is a messenger RNA of Stegodyphus dumicola, 4268 nucleotides long. It is a transcript of the gene Dhc93AB, whose product is annotated as Dynein heavy chain at 93AB. Gene Ontology annotation, molecular function: minus-end-directed microtubule motor activity; dynein light intermediate chain binding; ATP binding. Gene Ontology annotation, cellular component: dynein complex. Gene Ontology annotation, biological process: microtubule-based movement. NCBI's taxonomy places the organism in Eukaryota, Metazoa, Arthropoda, Arachnida, Araneae, Eresidae. The record is from RefSeq and is a predicted model, not a curated record.